Molecule: messenger RNA, 525 nt
Organism: Colletotrichum costaricense
Lineage: Eukaryota; Fungi; Ascomycota; Sordariomycetes; Glomerellales; Glomerellaceae
Exons: 3
Coding region: 1-525 (174 amino acids)
Source: RefSeq, a predicted model, not a curated record
AUGUUCUUGAAAAAGGUUCAGCAGCACACGUCGGCGGCUGCAGGUCAACGGACCGUGGACGAGCAGACAGCGAGAAUCCCAACACCCAAAAGGGCAUCGGCUUCGUCCGAGGCGAAGAAAGCUGUGGCGUUCAACGACAACAUGUGGCAUGGCGUGGAAAUGGCAGAAAUCAGCAACAUCCACCUUCGGAACAAAAAGAAAAACAGCCCGCAAGCACACACCAAAAGAGAGAGAGCCGCUCAAGAGAUGGCGCAGCGCGCAGCGAAAGACGCAUGCACGGAGAGGCGAAAGGAGGGGGAGGAGAGCAUGAGAGAAGAGCCGCAGAUGCAGAACGCUGGCUGGGUUGGGCUGGACUUUGCUCGGCUCCCUGGGAAGGGCCAGCAUCGUCUCCAUUCAGACGACAUCCUGGUACCUGUCGCACUCUUUCCCUUUGCAGAGACGACCUGUAAGAAAGGAUUUGAAGAGGCGAGAAAGCUGGGUCAACAACAUCUCAUGGUUGCUGGCUGCUGCAGCAGUGAGCUGUAA